AUGGGGGAGUAUUCAUGCCGACAGGGCCCUCUGCUGCUACUGCUAUUGCUGGGCUGUGGGCAGCCCCGGAUGUCUGGCCGCAUCGUGGGAGGGAGGGAUGCCCGGGAGGGGGAGUGGCCAUGGCAAGCCAGCCUGCAGUACCAUCGGUCCCACGUGUGUGGGGCCUCACUCAUCUCUCGACAAUGGGUGUUGACCGCAGCUCACUGCUUCCCAAGACCCAUAAGGCUGUCGGAGUACCGCCUACGACUAGGCGAAUUCCGCCUGGCCCGGCCCUCGCCUCAAGCUCUCUCUCUGCAACUGCUGCGGGUCGUGCUCAACGCCAACUUUACGGAAGACGGGGCCCAGGGCGACAUAGCGCUGGUCCAGCUCCGCCGCCCGGUCCCAUUCAGUGCCCGUAUCCGGCCGGUCUGCCUACCUGGACCUGGAGCCCUGCCACCCCCAGGCACCCGGUGCUGGGUCACUGGUUGGGGCAGCCUCCAGGCCGGAGCACCACUGCCUGGCUCCCGGCCCCUGCAGGGUGUCCAGGUGCCCCUGAUAGACAGACAGGCCUGUGAUCGGCUCUACCACAUGGACUCUGACACCCCCCUCUGGGAGCCCAUAGUCUUGCCGGGCACUCUAUGUGCAGGCUAUGCCAGAGGCCACAAGGAUGCCUGUCAGGGAGACUCUGGGGGCCCCCUGGUGUGCAUCCAGUCUGGUCGAUGGGUCCUUGAAGGUGUGGUGAGCUGGGGCAAGGGAUGUGCUUUGCCCAACCGCCCAGGCAUCUACACCAGUGUGGCCCACUACUGGCCCUGGAUCCAGGCCCACUUGAGCAUCCCAGCCCUGCACCCCCCCCACCAAGAACCCAGUCAUCCCCAAUCCCACCAGCUUUUGCCGUUAUCCCUUCCUGGUUUCUAA
Messenger RNA from Vombatus ursinus (common wombat), 894 nucleotides. Its product is annotated as serine protease 33-like. NCBI's taxonomy places the organism in Eukaryota, Metazoa, Chordata, Mammalia, Diprotodontia, Vombatidae. Bases 1 to 894 code for a protein of 297 amino acids. Gene Ontology annotation, molecular function: serine-type endopeptidase activity. Gene Ontology annotation, biological process: proteolysis. The record is from RefSeq and is a predicted model, not a curated record. The transcript is spliced from 5 exons.